GCCUGCUCGCGCAGCCGCCGUCUCGUCUGCCCGCCGACGAAGCAUGGGCGUCCAGGGCUUCCAAGAGUUCCUGGAGAAGCGCUGUCCCGGGGCCGUGGUGCCCGUGGACCUUCUCAAACUCGCGCGCACGGUGUCGCGCCAGCAACAGCAGUACCAGCAUCGCCAGCUGCCACCUACAGCAGCCCUAGCGCCCGGGGCUCCACGCGUCGCCAGGGGCUCCGCUCCCCUGCAACCGCCGCUCCCACCCGCUGCCUUGGGUGCCUACUCCGGGGGCGCGGGGCCGACUCGGCACCAUCACCCCGCUCACCAUUUCCACCACCACGGCCAGGGGCAUUCCGGCCUGCACCCGCAGCCGCCGCCGCCGCCGCCCCCCCCGCCGCCCCCUCAGAUUCCCGGGGCCCGGGUGCUGGUAGACGCGGGCUCGGCGCUGCCGCGGCUUUAUGGCGGCUACCAGACUGAUUGGGUGUGUGGCGGCCAGUGGAACGCCAUGCUGGGCUACUUGUCAGCGCUAUGCCAGGCUUGUGCCUGUUCCGGCGGCGACGGCCUGGAGCUGGUGGUCAUGUUCCCCGGGGGCCUGGGCAAGGACCGGCUGGCUGAGUGGGGCCGUCGGUGCCAGACUGAGCGGCAGACAGCGCAGCUGAUCGUGGGACACGUGGGCAACAAGGGCACCCCUCCUCCACGGGCCUGGUUCCUGCCACCGGCCUGCCUGAGCCACUGCGUGAGGCUAGCACUCAUCCGCUUCCGGGUCAAGGUCUUUCAGAGCCUUGAAGACCACCAUUUGGAAGUGGUGGCUUUUUUCAGGGAAAAUGGCUUCCAUGGCCUUCUUGCCCAUGACUCCGAGUAUGCUCUCUACAAUAUUCCGUUUUACUACAGUUCCCAUGCUCUGAAGCUGAGCUGGAAUGGGAAGAACCUCACUACCAACCAGUUCCUGAUGCAGGAGGUGGCCAAGCAGCUGGGCCUGAAGCGGGUGAAUUUUCCCAUAUUUGCUGCGCUGCUAGGUAACCACAUUCUCCCAGAUGAGGACCUGGCUGCUUUUCACUGGAGCCUCUUGGGACCAGAACAUCCCCUUGCAUCACUUAAGGUCCGAGCUCAUCAGCUGGUUCUUCCUCCUUGUGAUGUGGUGAUCAAGGCUGUUUCCGAGUACGUUAGUUCCAUUAAAGACCCCUCUAACCUGGAUGUGGUUGGGAAGGAUGUUUUCAAACAGUCUCAGUCCAGGACGGAAGAUAAAAUAGAGCGAUUCAAGAAAGCAGUUGAGUACUAUUCAGUCACAACCAAACUCCCUUCGCUGCCAGUGGGUUCCUCCUCCUUUCUAGAUUUUCAUAAUAAUCGGAUUGUAAAUCCUCCCCUUCCACGAAGUCAAAUGUGCACUAUUUCUCCUGGGAAGCCAAUGUUUUCUCACCAUGUGCCCCAGAAAAUGAAAUAUCCACCACCAUUCCCACUGGGACCCAACUCUUCUCUUCUCUUCUCCCCCCAUGCUUUGGGGGAAUCCCAUGCUUUUUCUGAGGAUCCUAUGCUGCAGGACAGCCCCUUUGCCAAUUGGGCUGUCUCUUACGACUCCUCACCACAGUUUCCCAAUUACCUGACUUCCAAAGCCUCACCUCCUCUGGGACCAGACUCUUCCCACUCUUCUUCCUCUGAUGGUGAUGAGCCAAAUGGAGUCAGUUCUGAUCACUUCACAGAAACGUUUCAGCAGCAUCCUAGGUGGGAGGAUCCAAAUGGUGACAGAAGGUCCUGGGUACAGCCCAUUGUUGCUGGAGUUUCAGAUGCUACCCUCAGUGAUGGUGAGCCCCACAUCCCAUCUCUGCUUUCUAUGUCUACAAGGAACCACAUGGACAUCACCAUUCCGCCCUUACCUCCAGUAGCCCCAGAAGUCUUGCGGGUUGCUGAACACAGACACCGAAGAGGUCUGAUGUACCCGUAUAUCUACCAUGUCCUCACUAAGGGUGAGAUUAAGAUCCCUGUAUGUAUUGAGGAUGAGUGUAACAUGGAGCUGCCUCCAGCUGCUCUACUGUUCCGGUCAGCUCGUCAGUAUGUAUAUGGGGUCCUUUUCAGUCUGGCAGAGACACAGCGGAAAGUAGAACGCCUGGCCAUACGGCGACGGCUACCUGUGGAAGUUCCUUCAGUGAUCCUUAAAGAGUGGUCUGCCUAUAAAGGGAAGUCACCUCAAACACCUGAGCUGGUGCCUGCGCUGACGUUUCGGGAAUGGACUUGCCCAAACCUCAAGAAGCUCUGGCUAGGCAAAGCAGUUGAGGACAAGAACAGACGGAUGAGGGCUUUCCUGGCCUGUAUGAAGUCAGAUACACCCAGUAUGCUCAAUCCAGCUAAUGUCCCCACCCAUCUGCUGCUCAUGUGCUGCGUACUCCGGUACAUGAUUCAAUGGCCUGGUGGUCGAAUCCUGCAUCGCCAUGAGCUAGACACCUUCCUUGCACAGGCAGUAUCUGCCCAGCUUUAUGAACCAGAUCAACUUCAAGAACUCAAGAUUGAGAAACUCGAUGCCCGAGGGAUCCAGCUUGCUGCCCUCUUCAUGAGUGGGGUUGACACAGCUCUGUUUGCUAAUGAUGCCUGUGGCCAGCCAGUCCCUUGGGAGCACUGCUGCCCCUGGAUUUACUUCGAUGGCAAGCUAUUCCAGAGCAAGCUAAUUAAAGCAGGCCGAGAGCGAGUAUCCCUGAUUGAGCUCUGUGAUGGCCAGGCUGACCUGGCAACCAAAGUGGAAAAGAUGAGACAGAGUAUCCUGGAAGGAAUCAACAUGAACUAUCCACCACCUUCUGCUCUACUUCCAUCACCUACUUUUGUGCCUCCCAUGGUGCCCUCUCUCUAUCCUGUUUCACUUUAUUCUCGAGCCGUGAGCUCAAUGCCACCUCCCCCUCAAGGAAGGAACCGAGGGUUUGCAGGUCUCCAUCCAAUCCCACCCCAAGGAGGAAAACUGGAGAUUGCUGGGAUGGUUGUGGGCCAGUGGGCUGGCAGCAGAUCCUCCAGGGGCCGAGGCUCCUUUGGCAUGCAAGUGGUUUCUGUUGGUGGGCCGGGAAAGGGGCAUGGAAAAGAACAGACUGGUAGAGGAUCCAAAGGACCUAAAAAAGGAAAUAAACAAGGCAUUUCAGAUGGAGUUUCUAAAUCCCUGGAGCCUUAUCAAAGUCAGUCUUGCUCACAGAUAAAUGGAAACAAUGGCGCAUUGAUCAAGGAAGAGAAGAGUGAUCAUCAUCUUCCAGCUCCAUCACAGUGUGCCUUAUCCAGAGACAGCAGCAUGUGUAAUAAUGUUAACCGCUACUUCCCUGUGAAGAACGAGGAGAAGAGCCACUUGGGAGAGCAAAAGCUGGAAACUGUGGCACAACAGAAAGAGGAAUAAUAAGCUGCAGAUGGCUUUACCAGAUCAGGAAGAAGGGAAAACAUGUACUUAUCUGAUUUUAGGCCCAAGUUAGAGGAGGACAUAAAUGCUUACCAUAGAUUUAUCCAGGAUUUUGUUGGGAUGUUCUAUUCUAUCCAUCUUUUUCCCUUCCCUGUCUUUUUCUGGGCCUCCACACCUAGCGAUCUGCUUCUGAGGAAGAUCUGGUCAAAAAUGAAUGACAAUAGGACUGGCUCCUUUUGUCAAAUUCAAUAUAAAAUGCCAGUAUUCUCUUUACCUCCCCUGGGAGCCUAGUAAGGUAGUGAUUGUAAGAAAUUGGUGUCAUCACAUAUGAUCCUAUAUAGAAAAGUUCCGUCUUUGGUUUUCUGAGUCUUCAUCAUGAUACCCAUUUAUAAAACCCAUGGAGUAGUAGAGACAGCUGCCUAUGGCUUCCUAACUUGUUUUUGCUCUAUGAACUACUGAGGCCUGUGUCUAUAAUCAGUAUCCACCUCCUCACUCUUUUUCCCCAGUCACCAACCCCAGGAUUUUGUACCAUUGCCUCUAGCACUGGCCUGACAAUCAGAUAGGUAGAUGUUUUCAGGAAAGUGAAAUACUGUUGGUUAUUUUAUUUUAUUUUAUUUUAUUUUUUGUUUUAUUUUAUACAGUUAAAAAAAAAAACAAAAACUACCAAUGGCCUUUGUACUGGGGGAUUCAAGUGAGUCAGAAAAGUACUAGGCAGAUUUUUCCUGCCUCUGAACUAAUGCAUUGUUUGUAAAAUAGAAGAUGUGGUGCAGUUUGCCCACUCCCUGCUGCCCACACCCUAAAAGGGUGGGAAUCAAUGUAAUGAAACUGAGUACGAAAGGGAACUCAAAGGAGUGUGUGUGCGCGCGCACGCGUGCCUUUGUGUAUGGGUGUGUGCGUGGAUGUAUAUAUGAAUGCAUGUAUCUAUAUGCAUACACAUACCCUUUAUAUAAAGAGACAGAUCUAUUUAUCUAUACACAUUUUAUAUAUAAAUAUAUGUAUAUGUGUGUAUAUAUCUAUAUAUCUACAUAGAUAUAUAGAUAUAUUCAUGCAUGCAUACAUACAUACAUGGUGAUGUCCCAGAGGAUUUACUGAAUUGCCCAGAAACGCUUCCACUGCUAUGGAGUGGUGGGUUUCAAAAGACCACACUUUAAAAUUCUUACUAAGUCAUAGCCCAUCACAGUUAUGAGAAGAUGGGUUUCUCUAAAGCAGACAAAAUACUUUCCAGAGAUUGUCUGCUCAGAACAACAUUUGAACAAGCCAAUAUUUGGCUUGUCACAAGCUUACCUUGAACUGAGACCUCACAUCCCAUACGGUGAAAACAGGAGGUUGGAAUGGGAUUGGGAAGAUUUGGGCAUUUCCUUACGAAAGAGCAGCCUGGAUCUUAGAGAGAAGGGGUGGGAGGUAAUUACCAGAGCUUGCAGCCAAUUUGGAGGAAGAGUCAUCUGGAACUCCAGGAUCAAACUGCCCUCAGGCUAGAAUUGAUUGCCGUGAGUACCUGAAGAAGAGAGGACUAGCAUUGGAAAGAUGGGGUAGGGAAGUGUAAGGAAAUCCGCAACUUGAUUUUACAUGCCUAGAUUGUUUCAUUUGUUCAUCGACAUUUUGACUACUGGAUCUUUUCAUUUGCUUUGCAAGGAAGGCCUCAGGAACUCUGGCUUGGACCUUUAGCGAUAUAUUCUGUAAAGGUUCCUAGGACAAAGAGGCUAUUCCUUGCCAGAGAUACUCUUGAGAUGACCUUGCAUUUCCAGUGUCCCUCCUCAGCAGUCUCAGUCUGAGGGAUGGGAACACGGCUUGCUACAUAUUAGCACUGUGCCUUCAUUCAAGAAUUGAGGCUUUUGGCCUCACACACCUCCUUUUGGGCUUUGUGAUAUUCUUGCCAGAGAAGUAUCAUUUCUACAGGAAUUCACUUGACUAAACUUCCAGCAGGGUUCUCUUUCUUUUUGAAAAACCCCACGCACUUUCACCCACUGCAGGUCUUCGGUGAUUUCUUUCCAGACAACCAGAAGGCUGUUUCGUACUACCCACUUACAAUUAGUGCAUCAUUGAGAGAUUGAAAACAGCCUCAGGCUGUUUGAUCUUAGUCUGGCCCAAUUUAAGAGAACCUACAAUUUGCAGCAGGGAGAGAGCCCUAGAAUGCCUCUUCCCCUGCCCAGACAUUUCUUACACAAACCAAAGCAGGAUGACAAGAGUGCACACCUAGCCAGAUAUAACCAGGAACAAAGUGUACAAAAGCCUCCUCUUUGGAAUCGGGUUUCUAAUUUGGUCCCCCCUCCUCUUGGACCUGCCCAACCUUUCACAACAUCCUGAAGGUUAGGACUGCUAUACCCAGCAAGAGAGGGAUUUAGUAGCGAACUUACAUGGCUUGGAAAUUUCUUUCUGGAGCAGCCGAGGGAGGAAUCCUUAGGAGCUCAAAAAGUAACCAGUCACUGAGCUGUGUUAAAUUAAAUCUGUCUAGAUCUCCAUUUUCUAAUAGGGAGUACUUGGAGUUAUGUGGAAAAGUAUUUUCUUCAGUUGCUGUUUCUAUGUAUCUUGAAUCUAUUUGAUACAAUCAAAUGACAGUAUUGUUAACUCUCACAGCAUUAAGAUUUCUUAUUUUGUAGGCAUUCACUGUGAGAAGUACAAUUGCUGCUUUGACAGGGGUGAUUCCAGUUUGUCAAAAGGCUUGCUUUUCUCCCUUCCACAGACCUCCACUUUCUCCUAGCCUGGCCCAGGGUGAAACAAGUGGUUCACUUCCAACCUUGAUUUUUAUUUAGAUUCAGUAUUUUGGGUUUGGAAGAUUAUAAAAAUGAACCAUAACGGGCCAUAUUCAUAUAUUUUAAUUUAUCUGCCAAAAUACACAAUUUAGAAGCCAAAAAGACUUAGGUGUUCAUUACUGGGAGAUGAAUUUUUCUUUUUUUUUAAGAUUUUAUUUAUUUUUAGACAAAGGGGAAUGGAGGGAGAGAAACAUCAAUGUGUGGUUGCCUCUCGCAUGUCCCCUUGUGGGGACCUGGCCCACAACCCAGGCAUGUGCCCUGACUGGGAAUUGAACUGGCGACCUUUUCGUUCGCAGGCUGGCACUCAGUCCACUGAGCCACACUAGCCAGGGCCAGGAAAUGAUUUUUUUCUAAUGGAGGACAAACUGGUGAAGGCAGAGUUGAUCUUUGCCAUGAGUACCACUUGAAGAGACUGUCAUCCUUCACUUGAGGUUCCAUUUCUGACAAUAAUGUGGCCUCUCUCUAAGAAAGUCAUAUAGGAACCGAAGAAAUGAUCCCUUUACCUUGUAGGGCCACAAGCAAAAGCCCCCUGGUUGUAUAUAGACACUGAUCCCCAAGGACUUGCAGUUCUUGAUUUCUGCUGAUGUGCCUUGGGAUCAACCUGUGACUCCCGCCCUUAUUCAGUGGCCAGUCUGGUCUGGACCAGGUCUGGAAAACUUCUGCUCAGUUGCGUCAUUUCAUUCUGAGCCCAUAGGACUUCGGGCAGACUUUAAAGCCCAAGAAAUGGCAUGCACGUUAUCUAGUGACAUUUGAUUUUUUUUGUCUCCAUCUUGAAUUUCUGGCAUUGUUGGCCAAGUCACAUUAACUUUUUUUUGAUCACUGAGAAAAACAGCCAGACAAGGCAUUAGGGAAGAUGGUUAAGGUGGGGAGAGGAGGAAUGCUUAUGUAGGGUAGAAAGAAUGUGGAAGUCACUGCUUGGUUAUAGUGGUCCAGUCCAUUCGAACCAUAGAAGGCUCCGGGUGAGCAUGUCAGUGCUACCUUUUGAGCCUCUAAGACGCCCCUCCUUUGAAAUGACAAUACAAGUAAACAA
Pteronotus mesoamericanus is the source of this 7123-nucleotide messenger RNA. RefSeq names its product family with sequence similarity 120 member C (gene FAM120C). Gene Ontology annotation, cellular component: nucleus. The transcript has 16 exons. Bases 44 to 3343 code for a protein of 1099 amino acids. The record is from RefSeq and is a predicted model, not a curated record. Lineage: Eukaryota; Metazoa; Chordata; Mammalia; Chiroptera; Mormoopidae.